Messenger RNA from Trematomus bernacchii (emerald rockcod), 3958 nucleotides. Its product is annotated as growth arrest-specific protein 1. The record is from RefSeq and is a predicted model, not a curated record. Bases 779 to 1528 code for a protein of 249 amino acids. Gene Ontology annotation, biological process: regulation of cell cycle. NCBI's taxonomy places the organism in Eukaryota, Metazoa, Chordata, Actinopteri, Perciformes, Nototheniidae. The transcript has a single exon.
GGGGUGUUGUGGGGAAAUGCUCGGCGGACCGUGAAGCGUAGAAGAGGGACAAAGACGCACAUAUAGCGGGACAAAAUGCGACAGACAGAAAGCUCUUACAACUAAAACAAACCACAACAACAUCGCGAUACAAGAAUGGAGUUUAAGAGUUGUAGAGCUGGGGAGAGAUUUCGAGAGGGAACAUGGCAGGACAGAUGAGUUUACAAGCUGAGUUUUUGGAUAAUCACUGUGGUGGGAGUGCGCGUUAACUUUGGAUAACUUUGGAUAACUGUGGCACGUUUCAUACCCACCUCAAAUCUGCACCAUGGAGCAGAAACGGGCUGCAGUUUGGAUUGUUAUUCCCACUUUUGAACGGGCAUGCUUCCCGGAAUAACUGUUGCUGUUUUCUGCAGCCACGCGUGGAGAGGAGGACUGGAAACACAUGCACAACCUGGGAUCAUUUAUUUAUAAAGUGCAUUUUUCUUGGGACUUUGUGUGGAUUACUUGCUUAGGGAGACUAAGGGAUUGUCCUGCUGCUGGAGAAAGCACUGCUACAUGUAUAUCUACCUGGACACACCAAGAACAAUAGUUGCUUUUUCAAUUCAAUUGAAGUGGACAGAAACACUGACAGCCAAUCAAAAUCUACCAGAAUGAGAACAGUUUUCUUAUUCUAAUGAUUCAUAUUCUGAACUCUAUCCAAGCAUGAACGUGUAUUUUUCUUGGCCUGUUUGUGGAUAACUUGUGAAGUGACAUUCAGUGACUGUCCUGCACGUCUCCGAGCCAGAACUUCCUCCCAAGCAUGAGAUGUUGGUGCAGUUUCCUGGCACUUCUCCCCUGGGUGCUGGUGUUUUUGGACGCCCAGCUGAUCUGCUGGCAGGCGCUGCUUCGGUGCCAUGAAGAGCCCGAGUGCGACCUGGCCUACAGUCAGUACUUAGCAGCAUGUGAGGGGAACAUCAGGGGGACGAGAAGACAAUGUCCCAGCCACUGUAUCAACGCUUUAAUCCGGUUAAACCACACUCGAAGUGGUCCGGAUCUGGAGACGUGUGACUGUGCACAGGAUCAGGAGUGUGUGAAGGCCAAACGCACCAUAGAGCCGUGUUUACCGAAGAGAUAUCCGAGCGAUGGAGGGGGAAUCGGAUGCAUGGAGGCUAGGCAACGCUGUGAGGAGGAUAGCAGAUGCCACACCUCUCUCACUGCUUAUUUAUCAUAUUGUGGUCAGCUGUUCAACGGCAGGAAAUGCUCCUCCAAGUGCAAAGCCACCAUCCAGCAGAUGUUGUUCAUCCCGAACGGCGUGCUGCUGAACCGCUGUGUUUGCGAUGGGGUGGAGAGGCCUUUCUGUGAAGUGGUGAAGGAGAACAUGAGCAAACUCUGCGCCAUAGGAGACCACAUUGUUGUUUCAGACCAGCCGGAUGUGGACGACUUCUACGAGGAUGAAGACUAUGACCCUAAAGUUGACAGAGACGAGGAGGUGGAUCAUAAUUCUGCUUCACACAGGGUUUACAGCCUAACCCUGCUCCUGGUUCUUCCUCUGGCACGGAUACUGUACUGAGAACAUUUGGAUUUAAAAAGGACAACAUAAUCUGUGUUUGAGGGAGCUUGCAGGACACAAAUGGUGGAUAAAGGGAGAUCUUUUUUCACCUCAGAGCCUUCCUGCCAUCCCAUUUUAGUUGCAAAGCGACAGUGAGCACAUUGUUGUUUCAGACCAGCCUGAUGAGGAUGAAGACUACGACCCUGAAGACGACAGAGAUGAGGAGGUGGAUCAUAACUUUGCUUCAUACGGGGUUUCCAGCCUCAUUCUGCUCCUGGUUCUUCCUCUGGCGCGGAUGUUGUACCGAGAAAACGGCUAUAUGGAUUUAAAAAUGACAAAAUAAUCUCUCCUAAAUGGAGUACAGCUCCAGUGACACGGCACUAGCUUGCAGGACUCAAAUGGUGGAUAAAGGGAGAUCUUUUUUCACCUCAGAGCCUUCCUGAUUACCCAUUUUAGUUGCAAAGCGACAGUGAGCACAUUGUUGUUUCAGACCAGCCUGAUGAGGAUGAAGAAUAUGACCCUAAAGUUGACAGAAAAAGAAGGUGGUGGAUCAUAACUUUGCUUCACUCAGGGUCCUGCUCCUGGUUCUCUCUCUAUCACGGAUAUUGUACUAAGAAAACGGCUAUAUGGAUUUAAAAAUGACAAAAUAAUCUCUGUUUUAGGGAGCCUUGAAGAGUCCUGCUAGAAAGUGACACGGCACUUUCCUGCAGGAGUCAAAUGGUGGACUUCCUGCUAUUCCAUUUGAGUUGCAGGGCUGAGAUUUGUGUAUGCUUUCCACAACUGUACGAUUCGCAUAGUAAACCUGAGGUUUUUUGAUCACAUGUCACUCAGGAAAGCUGCUUUCCCCCCCCCCCCCCUGCUCUGUUGACAAGAUGAUGAUGAGAGGAAGAGGAAGUGACCCGCGGCAGACUGUGUUGCAGGGCAUUGCCAAGUUUGAGUGCCUUUAAACAGCUCCUGUUUGUUUGGUUUCAAUGGUGCUUGGAGCGUGGCUUUAUUAAGACUUUAGACAAACACGGGAUCCAUCCAGUCUCUGUUUGCUCUCCACUUUCAGGGGCCUCCACACUUCAAACAUUUGUGGGAACAGUCAAAGGACAAGGCGAGGGGUUUUAGGAUCAAGUAGUGAAAUUAGCUGAAGUGCCUCUCAAGCAGCCCCUCCCCCCGAAGUGAGAUUGUUUUAUAGAACUUUUCCUGAGACCCCCUCUUCUUCCUCUCUACGUCCUGCCCACUUUCACGCCUUAAAAAGACCCCCGUGUGACUUUAUGACUGCGUUCACACUGCAGCAACAGGCCAGGAAAAGGCUGUUUCUGAAGCAGGUCAACAAAUCACACCUGGAGUUUGUCCGGCUCAGAGUGAGAUGUUUACAUUUUUUUAUACAUUGUGUGAUUCACAUUGAUCUAAUUCAAUAAAAGAAUGUGCUUUUUAUGGAUUAGAGAUGCAGACAUAGAAGUGGAUUGAUAGAAAAAGAAUCGCUCACAGUAUUUUUUCAUAACAAAAUGACAGAAACUGCAGUGGAAGCUUCAUAAAUAUGGAGAUUUUCUCAGAUUGUUGUCACAUUAAAGAGGAUCAAUGUGGGUUUUGCACUGACAAAACAAGACAUUUAAAGACUUGAGUAACUUCAAUGGACAUUUUCUCUAUAUUCUCACAUUUUAACGACCAAACAAUAUCUCUAAAUGAUCAACUGAUAAUUGGGAAAUAAUUGAUAUUAGCAGCCAUAUUAUGUUUUUUAAGGAUUGCCAGAGCAAACACAAGGCCAUGCUCUGCCUUAUUGAAUCUGAUUAAAGCAACAGAAUAAUGAAAUGAAUGUGGGAAAAGAGACAUGUUUACUGAGAGCAGAAGUCAGAGAUGUUCACACAUGGAUUGAAUGUAUGUUAAUGGUUUUGUGGCACACAGUGUUCGUUAAAGAAGCCUGAGAGAUUGUAACAAGAGGCUUCAUGUAGAGCAACGUUAACAUGAAGGAAAAGUGCUUUAUGAAGAAAGACAAAACUCAGACUGAAUAAAGGAGAGAUUUUGAGUUCACAAACACAAGGCUUUUAUUUAGUAUGUUUUGAACAGCAGUUUUUCACUCGUCCACUAUUAAGCUGUUUAGCAAAAAGGGAAAUUAAAAUCAGUGUUUUCGUUAGUUUUGAUCACUCCUAAUGAAGCUGCCAAUUUGUGUCUUUGCCACUUGAAAUUGUGUCAAAACUAAUCUGUGUUUUUCUGAUGAAGUUUUUACAGAAAUGUUUCUAAAUGUUAAAUUAUGAAGCUAGAAUAUGAAGAAUGUGUAUAUAUUUUACAAUUAUAUGCAGUAAAGUAAACCACGGUCACUUAUUACACACAUUCAACACAUUAUAAACACAAACAUAGUUCAGAUUUUGUGCACACAAAACCCUGAUUUAGAGAUUUCAGUUUUUCGUCUCAUCUUCAGAGUGAUGUCUUCCAUGUGUGAGAGUUUUAUAAUAAAAUGUUUUAUGA